Molecule: messenger RNA, 2499 nt
Organism: Debaryomyces fabryi
Lineage: Eukaryota; Fungi; Ascomycota; Pichiomycetes; Serinales; Debaryomycetaceae
Product: glucose-induced degradation complex subunit
Exons: 1
Coding region: 1-2499 (832 amino acids)
Molecular function (GO): protein binding
Source: RefSeq, a predicted model, not a curated record
AUGGAUUCAUCUGAUUUAGCAUAUAUAAUACCACCCUACUUACUUAACACAUGCUUGGGUUCUAAACUACAGAAAAUAAUUGCCUCCAAGGAUCCACAAUUGAGUCUUUCCAAUGUAAUGUCUACAAAAUCAUUCAAUUACACUAAUAAAUACAAUGAUAAGAAAAUUCCUAAACACCAAUACUCAUCGGAUCCAAUUGUAAACCAGUUAAUUAAAGAAAAAUUGGUGUAUAAGUUGUCCAUUAUUGGUGUGUUAGGAUCGAAUCCCAUGGAGAACCCAAUUGAUGAUGCAUAUCUUUUUGAAUUAUUUGAAAUGUUUAAGCAUAGAUUAUUGCAUGAUGAUACGAUUGACAAUAGAAAUGAUGAUUCAGGGUAUGAAUCUACUUCAAAAUCAAGGAAAUCUGUUUUUGAUUCUUCAACUGUGGGGGAAACGAAUUUUUUGUUUUCUUCGAACAAACGAUUGAAUAAGGAUUAUACCAAUUUUCCUAAUAACACAUUGAGGAACUUAUUAUUGACUUCAAAAUUUGACACUUACCAUCAAUACAGAGUUCCACCUAGUUUUCUUAAAUUUAGUGACGGAGAAUUCUUCAAAUGUCCCUUGCCCUUAGCUUGGUCUCCGCUAGUUCCUAAUAAUUAUUUGCGUUAUUUACAAGAUGAUUUAAACUUGAAAAUAAGCAGUGAUGACGGAUACUCAACUAUUUCGUUAUCGACUCUUCCUACAGACGAUCUGUUAGCAAUUGAUAGUGUAAAUGAAUUAAUUCCUAAAAAAAAGUACUACAAUUUUAUCUGUGACAAACCAGUUUCCCCUGCAAUUGGUGUAUUUUAUUAUGAAAUGGAAGUGAAUCAAGAGUGUACGGAAUCCACAAACUUUUUGCCUAUUCUACAAACUAAUGACUCGUCGAUUUCACCUAACAUUGUCAUGAAUAUUUGUAUGGGUUUCACCCGACAAUACGUUGACUAUGAAUCUACCUCAGAAUCAAAUGGGUCUGCAACUAAAGAUUACCUUGAUUUAGAUAAUGUGAAGGAUGACAUUCUAAUUAACGACGAAAAUUCUCUUCUCAAUUCACUGUUAAAUGAGGAAGUCCGUGGAAUGAUUUGUUGUCAGCCUGGAGAAUUCAGAGGAAGUUUUGCUGUGAACUUUGAAGAUCUGUCGUUUUAUAAUUCAAUUAAGAUAUCAGAGGCUACAAGUAGACAUGCAGCCUUAAGCAUGAAUAGAAGAUUGUCGUCAUUGAAUAGACAGAGUACAGAUGAAGAUAAUAGUAAAAUUGAUAUGGGUAUCCCGUUCAAUACUUAUACGUAUAGCGAAACACCUGCUAAAAAAUCGUAUAAAACCGAUGUUAUCGGCUGUGGAAUUAACUUUAUUAACAAAUCUGUGUUUUUUACAUUAAAUGGAGUUCUAGUUAAGACAAUCUCAAAUGAAGAUUUGGCAUCCAAACAAGUAUUAAAUGAUUAUGUAAAUUUGUUUUCUGAUUAUAAUCAAGAUGACCGUAGUGCAAUCUGCCCUAUUAUUGGUUUUAAAAUCCAAGAUUUGAAGAAUAAAAAUUCUAAAUUUGAUCCAACUACUUUAAAAAUAAAGACUAACCUUGGGUUCAAAGAGUUUAAAUUUAAUAUUGAAAACUAUGUUACAGAAUUUCGCAAUGAAAAUCAAAAGUUUAUGUAUUUAUCCUUACUUGAUAAGAUUCAAAAUAUUAAAUCAUCAAAUAUUGAAAUUGACUAUAUAGAAAAGGCAUUAUUGAAUAUUGAUGAUGACUCUAAAUUUGUUAAUAAAUUAAUCAAAGGAUAUCUCAACCAUGAAGGAUAUUUAGAAACAUUUAAUUCAUUCAGUUCGGAUUUAAAUAAUUUAUCUACAGAAAUCAGUUCAAAGGAAAAUUUAGAUGAAGAAGCUGAUUCGAUAGUAUUAAAAAAGUCACACGCUUUGAACAGACAAAUCAUCAAGAACUACAUUCUAAAGAACCAAUUUGAUCUUGCACUUAAAUUUAUAGCUAUGAACUAUGCAGAUUUAUUUGCUCAUGACAAAGGAAAAGACAUAAUAUUUGAAGUCAAAAAAUUCCAAUUUGUUUAUCUAUUAAAGAAAUACCUUGAGGUGAAAUUGAAUUUAAAUAAUUAUGAAUUUGAAUUCGAGUUUAACAAUAGUGAAAGUGAACUGGAAUUAUUCCAUAAGGCAUAUGAAUAUGGAAAAUCAUUACAAGAGGAAUAUCAAAGCUAUGGAGAGAAGCUAAGAUCAAUACAGGAAAUAUCGUCUGCAUUUAUUGUUAACAGCCAAGAAUCUUUGAGAAAUCUACCAAAGGUUGAUAAUUUGCUUUGUAACUAUUCAAAAGGCUUAUCUCAUUUGUCAAAUGAAAUCAACAAUAAAAUUUUAGAUCAUUUAGGAUUGAAUAAAAGCUCAAACUUGGAGCAGAUAUUUAAUCAUGUGGAUGAUAGGAUUAACAACUUGAGCUUGAAAUAUAACGAUGAAAAAUUUAUGCUAGUAAAUCUUGAAAGAGAUCAUAUGGAUAUAUAA